Molecule: messenger RNA, 1596 nt
Organism: Conger conger (European conger)
Lineage: Eukaryota; Metazoa; Chordata; Actinopteri; Anguilliformes; Congridae
Product: forkhead box protein Q1-like
Exons: 1
Coding region: 198-1187 (329 amino acids)
Biological process (GO): regulation of transcription by RNA polymerase II; cell differentiation; anatomical structure morphogenesis
Molecular function (GO): DNA-binding transcription factor activity, RNA polymerase II-specific; RNA polymerase II cis-regulatory region sequence-specific DNA binding
Source: RefSeq, a predicted model, not a curated record
GAAUUAGCACUACUGCAGAUAUGACGCGAGUAGUUUGAUUCAGCUGUAAAUCGACAGAAGUGACAGCACCCACCACUUUCUUUCUGCGCUGGAAAAAGUUGUCUUCCCGUUUUCACUGGACUCUUCGGGCGAUUGCGAACAGUGGGAACAGUACAGAGCUUGACUCGGACUGACAGUUAAUAAAAACGACUGCAAGCAUGAAACUGGAAGUAUUCUGCGGAAAUCACUUCACAGCCAAGCCACUGGAGGUGUGUAGCGAUGGUGAGGGGAGCAUGCUCUCUCCGCUCUCUGGCGAAGAGGAACUGGGUUCGGAUGGGGAUUGCGUCGCCAACAGCCCCGCACCUGCCACACUUGAAACUGACGGGAAGGGUAAGCCUUACACGAGGAGACCCAAACCACCCUAUUCCUACAUCGCCCUGAUCGCCAUGGCCAUCCGUGACUCUUCAACUGGACGUCUUACUCUGGCGGAGAUCAACGACUACCUGAUGAAGAAAUUCCCCUUUUUCAGGGGUAGCUACACCGGCUGGAGAAACUCGGUGCGUCACAACCUGUCACUGAACGACUGCUUUUUGAAAAUUCUACGGGACCCUUCUAGACCCUGGGGUAAGGACAAUUACUGGAUGCUGAACCCACACAGCGAGUACACCUUUGCAGACGGGGUGUUCCGUCGCCGGAGGAAGCGCAUUAAUAAAAAGCCUGGAAAGGACGACGUUCCAGGACGCAGAGCCAGCGAAGCAAUAACUGCCUCCAUCACAACAGCACCCUCCAAGAAAGACGGCGUGAAUGCCAAGUUUUCCAGCUCUUUCGCCAUUGAAAGCAUCCUUAGUUCGCCGUUUAAGGGAAAGGACGAUAGCAAGGCCGAGACGAACAUCAUCUCCGGGGACAGAGCGCGGUGGUCCGGCAUCGCCCACGUGAUGCCUUACGUCAUGAGCUAUCCAAAUGCUGGCCUGAGCCAAGUGCAGCCGGUGUUCCACGGCUAUCCCAACGCUGCGCAUUUUAUGCAGUCAUACAGGUGUGGCUACUCCGACCCGGCAAGUGGCGCGUAUAAGCCCCAGGACAGUUUCACUCCCGUUCAGCUGACCUUGAAGGGCGUACCAUUUUCUGAGACAUGUUCUUCUGUUCGACUGGCUCCCGCUGUUAAAGAGCGCAGCUACUCCCCGUUCAAAAUUGACUAUUUGCUUUCAUAACACAUGUUACUGUACAUGACUGUUGUCGUGAGCACUUAUAUAUGCACUGUGUAGAUAUAACAAUAUUAAUAUAUCAGCAGUGACUUCAUUAUUAUGAUGAUAAUUCGCUGAAUAUUGAAAUGUUCUGUUGUGCCACUGGCAGGAAUAUAUUUUAUGUUCUGGGACUGUAAAGACAUCGACGGCACUGUUAUGUGUACAAUGUUAUUUGAUUUAUCGUGCAAACUGCAGCAGCAUCCACGUGCUGAAAUGUGGACAAAUGCUGCCCAAUAGCAUAUUUAUGUCUUAGGCAACAUUUGACUUGAACAGUUUAAGGUUUUAAUACAUGUCUGGUAUUGUGACAAUGCUCGAAUCGAGCUGUACCAGAAUGUAAACACAGGUUGCAGAAACUGACAAUGUAUGUACAUUUGUA